Messenger RNA from Homo sapiens (human), 15408 nucleotides. RefSeq names its product 3-hydroxyisobutyryl-CoA hydrolase (gene HIBCH). Gene Ontology annotation, cellular component: mitochondrion. Gene Ontology annotation, molecular function: 3-hydroxyisobutyryl-CoA hydrolase activity. Gene Ontology annotation, biological process: L-valine catabolic process. The transcript is spliced from 15 exons. Lineage: Eukaryota; Metazoa; Chordata; Mammalia; Primates; Hominidae. The coding region runs from base 77 to 1237 and encodes 386 amino acids. The record is from RefSeq and is a predicted model, not a curated record.
GGGCGGGGCUCACGCGAGGCGCUGGAACGGUCCGGGAGAUUCUCGCUCUGCUGCUUUAGCUUCGGAGUGUUUGGCGAUGGGGCAGCGCGAGAUGUGGAGGCUCAUGUCGAGGUUUAAUGCAUUCAAAAGGACUAAUACCAUACUGCACCAUUUGAGAAUGUCCAAGCACACAGAUGCAGCAGAAGAGGUGCUAUUGGAAAAAAAAGGUUGCACGGGAGUCAUAACACUAAACAGACCAAAGUUCCUCAAUGCACUGACUCUUAAUAUGAUUCGGCAGAUUUAUCCACAGCUAAAGAAGUGGGAACAAGAUCCUGAAACUUUCCUGAUCAUUAUAAAGGGAGCAGGAGGAAAGGCUUUCUGUGCCGGGGGUGAUAUCAGAGUGAUCUCGGAAGCUGAAAAGGCAAAACAGAAGAUAGCUCCAGUUUUCUUCAGAGAAGAAUAUAUGCUGAAUAAUGCUGUUGGUUCUUGCCAGAAACCUUAUGUUGCACUUAUUCAUGGAAUUACAAUGGGUGGGGGAGUUGGUCUCUCAGUCCAUGGGCAAUUUCGAGUGGCUACAGAAAAGUGUCUUUUUGCUAUGCCAGAAACUGCAAUAGGACUGUUCCCUGAUGUGGGUGGAGGUUAUUUCUUGCCACGACUCCAAGGAAAACUUGGUUACUUCCUUGCAUUAACAGGAUUCAGACUAAAAGGAAGAGAUGUGUACAGAGCAGGAAUUGCUACACACUUUGUAGAUUCUGAAAAGUUGGCCAUGUUAGAGGAAGAUUUGUUAGCCUUGAAAUCUCCUUCAAAAGAAAAUAUUGCAUCUGUCUUAGAAAAUUACCAUACAGAGUCUAAGAUUGAUCGAGACAAGUCUUUUAUACUUGAGGAACACAUGGACAAAAUAAACAGUUGUUUUUCAGCCAAUACUGUGGAAGAAAUUAUUGAAAACUUACAGCAAGAUGGUUCAUCUUUUGCCCUAGAGCAAUUGAAGGUAAUUAAUAAAAUGUCUCCAACAUCUCUAAAGAUCACACUAAGGCAACUCAUGGAGGGGUCUUCAAAGACCUUGCAAGAAGUACUAACUAUGGAGUAUCGGCUAAGUCAAGCUUGUAUGAGAGGUCAUGACUUUCAUGAAGGCGUUAGAGCUGUUUUAAUUGAUAAAGACCAGAGUCCAAAAUGGAAACCAGCUGAUCUAAAAGAAGUUACUGAGGAAGAUUUGAAUAAUCACUUUAAGUCUUUGGGAAGCAGUGAUUUGAAAUUUUGAGGUGACAGGCUUUUAAGAAACUAAGUGAACUUCAGGUUUGUAAGAAUAAAAAGCCAACGGAACUGAAAAAGACAUUAAAGAUCAUGUCCUGCACCCUUCUCAUAGAUGAGGAAAUGGCAGCCCAGAAGGUAUUGCUUUAUGUUUUCUCAGUUCUUAAUCUGUUUUAUGUGAAGCAUUUUUCUUUCAAAUAAUUCAGUAACAGAUCUGGAAUAAAGAUGCCAUGAUAUCGGAUACAUUUACAUUUAUACUCUUAAAGGUCCUAAAUUGGACCUGAAUGAUCCAAGAAAUUAUUUGUAUAAAUGGAUUUUUGUUCUCUAUAUUUGUUAACAAUGCAGAAAAUGUUGUCUUUUAUAUUGUUAAAAAAUUCAAAGUACACACUGUCAGAAAGCAUUUGCUUCAGUUAAAUAAGAGCUCACACUAGUUAAUUGCAACUGGACUUUUAUUGUGCAGUUACAACAACAAAUGUUUUCAGAAAAAUAUUUGGAAAAAAUAUACCACUUCAUAGCUAAGUCUUACAGAGAAGAGGAUUUGCUAAUAAAACUUAAGUUUUGAAAAUUAAGAUGCAGGUAGUGCUUCUGAACUAAUGCCCACAGCUCCAAGGAAGACAUGUCCUAUUUAGUUAUUCAAAUACAAGUUGAGGGCAUUGUGAUUAAGCAAACAAUAUAUUUGUUAGAACUUUGUUUUUAAAUUACUGUUCCUUGACAUUACUUAUAAAGAGUCUCUAACUUUCGAUUUCUAAAACUAUGUAAUACAAAAGUAUAGUUUCCCCAUUUGAUAAAAGGCCAAUGAUACUGAGUAGGAUAUAUGCGUAUCAUGCUACUUCAUUCAGUGUGUCUGUUUUUAAUACUAAUAAGGCAGUUUGACAAAUUAUUUCUUUGGGACUAAGGUGAUUAUCAUUUUUUUCCCCUUCAAAAUUGUGCUUUAAGUGCUGAUAACCACAGGCAGAUUGCAAAGAACUGAUAAGGCAACAAAAGUAGAGAAUUUUAGGAUCAAAGGCAUGUAACUGAAAGGUAACAACAGUACAUAAGCGACAACUGGGGAAGGCAGCAGUGAAACAUGUUUGUGGGGUUAAGUGAGUCAUUGUAAAUAAGGAAUUUGCACAUUUAUUUUCUCUGAUAACCUGCUUCCAUGUUGCCACCUGGAGGCUCUUUGUUGUGCUGGUAGAAGCCCAUUUGCCCUUACUCUGGAUGUUCCAAAUGUUUCCCUUUCCAGGAGCUAGUCAGUCUUUCAGUCAUCUGUUUUAUAUGUCUCCUGCCUUCUCAGACAGUCCUUCUACUCUCUUUUAUUGUUCAUGAAAGACCUUCAAAUUGAAGUAAAGCCCAUAUUUCAAUAUAAAGAUAUGAAAGAAGGCUAAUAUCCUAUCAGUGAUAUUCUCAUCCAUCUUGUCAUGAAGGCCAUACCAUGAUAACUAUCACAUGUAAUGUAAAUUUGUUUAUUCAUCUCUCUUAUUCAUUUAUUCAUCUUUUUUCAUUUGUUUAUUCAUCUUUCUCCCAUUUGCUCCUGUCUUGAUUUAUCCACUAGCUCACUGAUUAUGCAAGCCUUGUAGUUCAUAUAUGUCAUGGGUUAACAUACAAUACAGCAUAUAUUUCAGACAUAAGUGUUUCAGAAAUAUUGUACAGAAGAUAUUGUACUCUAUUAAAAUGUGAUUCAGGGACAAGGGAGUGGUGCUUGGUGAUAAAAGUAUACUGCCAUAGUUGCUGAGGAAGGGCAGCAACAGAAAUCAGACUUCUAGUUGAUAUGGAUCUGGCAGGCAUCUCUGUCACACCCCUGGGAAAUAGUGGCCCAGGGCACAGAAGGAACCUGAAAUUAAAAUAUUUAGAUACAACCAAAACUCACUUGUCUGUCCCUAUGUAUACUGAAAAGUUUAGUGGGGCAUGCUGCUUUACCUGGCUUUGUGUUUUCACCAUUGUACUUAUUUUAUAUACCUAAUUGUACAUUUUAAGCAGCAGAUGACCUUGCAGCAAAAAUGUCUUGGUGUGAGAUGCAAAAUGAAUGAAAAACAACCACACCUAGGCUUUUGUCACUCAACCUAAACUACUCUUCAUGACCUGGAAAUGUUUUAUACUUAUGGGAAACUUUCUGCCCUUAACCUUAUAACUUCAGAUCCUUGUAUGAAUGGGUUUGGUUGUUUUUCUAUUAUAUAAAUUGUAGAUUGCAAGUACAAUGGGACAGUACAAAUCCCGGGACUCGGUAAAAUUAGAGUUGAAUGAUGAGGUGUCCAAAGGCAACGAAAACAUGGCAUAUUUCAAAUAAUGUUUUCCUUGCUUAUGUAACUUGGAGAAUUCACUCUAUUUGAUUGUGGGUUUCAAAGUAUUAGUGUUAAAAUUAGAGGUAGAUUUUCUGCCUGCUUACAAGACAAAUACAUAUUUAUCUCAUUAAAGAGGUCAUAAGCCUUUUUUUUAACCUUUAUAUUUCAAUACCAAUGGUGUAUUGUGGAUCUAACAUACACAGGCUUAAAUAAUUUCCUUUCCAUUUAAACUCAAUGUCUACCAAAUCUUGAUGAAAAGAUAAUUCUAGAAACUGAAGUCUUAAUUUUCUAACAAGUCAUGUCUUAAUUUCUUCUUCUCCCUCCCAAAUUUUCUGUUACCACUGAUCUUCAAACAGUACUUAAUCCUUUAAAACAAAAAGGUGUGUGUGUAUGUGCUGUGACAGUAAAAAUGAAAGAGAAAAAAUAGCUUCCCUAAAAGGUAGCCAGGCUUAUGGAAACAGUAUAAUAGGUGGCUAUAAAUGCCCUAUAGGCUUGUGUUACCACUAAAAAAUAACAAAAACCCAGAAAACGAGUACUCUCCUCAAAGGACAGUUUUAUCUUUUCCGUUUUGCAAUACAACUGUAAAUCUUCAUGCAUUAUCUGGUCUAUUUUAAUGGUGACCGCCUUACUAGUCAAGAAAAAACUGGAAAUAAAUGCCCAUAUUCCAGCCCUCUGUACCUCUGAGAUAGUAAAGCUUAAUACAGAAUUAAAACUGAAACUUUCUACCUUGCAGACUAAGUUUCUGUUAUUUUUAAGAUUUAUUGGAUUGCUCUUUGUAAAAGGUACCCCUACUUGUUUUCUUGUAUAGUUAUAUCACUGGGCUUAAUUCAAUGCAAUAAACACUAAUGUCAUGGCUUCUAUAAACUGUUAUCUCUAAGAUGGCUUUAGGCACAAAGUCUGAGUCGUCCAGUAACAGCUGUAAUUAGUUAGGGCCCUGAGGUCCAAGGUGGUAGUUACACUUCUCAUCUACAAAAAUAAAUAUCUUAUCUUAUUAAAGACAGGGUUCAUUUGUGUCAAGAAGUAGAGAUCCUUGACAAACAAACAAGACUUACUGUUAAUCACUAUGAUUUGAGUGCCAUUCCCUCGCCAAGAAAUUUUAGAAAAGCCCUUUUCAUAUCUGGACUUUUUUUGGGUAUAAACAAACAAAAAUUGUUAUUUUAAAGGAUAAACUUCAACCAUUGGAAUUUGGGGCAGUUUUUAUUCCUUAGCAUUUUCUUUGGUGAUGCCAUUACUUAGGAAGAAGUGCUGUGACAUUCAGCUGAUUAUUGGGUGUCACAGGACCUCUGUUCAGCCCUUCAGAUGACUAAAAUCUAAGACUAAACAGAAAUUGCUGUUAACAUAGAAGUACUUAAAAUGCAUUUCAUCCUAGUUGUUCUUAUAAUAGUGACAUUAUCGUAGACACAUUUUUAAAUCCAGAUAGUUAUUUGUACUUUUUCACACCAGUUUUUGCUUUUGUCACAUUUAUUCAAACUAGCACCUCCACAGUCAAAGUGUUGUCAUCCUACAGCCUCAAGGCCCCUCACUCUCAAUGUAUGGAAUGUCAUGGUACUUGAUGUUAUUGCAUGCCCAUUGCUGCAAGGCAUCACACAAGAUAUCCUGAGACAGGCGGUGUGCAUAUUCCAAGAUCACAGUAUUGGUCCCUGGAGGUUCCUUCACUUCCUCUUUGACAUUAACUGGAGAAGCCAUCCUAGGUAGACAUCUCUCUUCUGGCAUAAAGGGUUCUUCACUCUCAUGCUGCUUCUCACCUUCAUAUAUGGUAGGAAAUGGGAAAGUUUGCUUUGAUUUCAUGCAGCCCAUGUUAUGAAGAGCUGUUUGUGGAGGAAGCAGUGGCAAAGACUACUUCCAGGCCAUCUUUAGAAAACAAUGAAAUUUGUCCAUGUGAUGUUGACCAGUGCUUUCCCUCUCCAGGGCACUUCAGUAAUCAAUGUUCCCUUUCACCACUCUUCACGUGUAGUGUUUACCUGUCAAGAGAAGGUAGGUUUCAUUUUGAAGUUACAGAAUGCAAAAUAGUGUAUGAUUGAGUGGCAUGUAAAAAUCCUUUCAUCACUUUGGUCACAUGGAAGAAAUCUGAGGUAAAAACAAACAGCUUUAUCUUAUCAGUAGAAGAAAAAGAUAAUCACUCAAUAAAAAUGGCAACUUGCAAAAUAGGAAAACUUUUUUUCAAGAUCUUGCAUAUUUUAUAAAACUGAAAACAAUUCAAUUUUUGCUAGCUUAGAUUUAUCUAUACCAAAACAAUUCAAUUUUUGCUAGCUUAGAUUUAUCUAUACCAAGGGCUAGCAAACCAUUGGGCCAAAUUCCAGCUACCUAUUUUUGUACAGCCAUGCUCACGUGUUUACAUGUGUCCAUGGCUGCGUUCAUACUACAACAGCAGAACUGAAUAACUGUGACAGACCAUGUGGCCCACAAAGCUUAAAAUAUGUACUAUCUGACCCUUUACAAAAAAUGUUUGCUGAGUCCUGAUCUAUACUGUCAAGCAAAACAAGCACAUCAAAAUUUUGUUCCUCCCCAAACCUCAUGAACCUACAGAUCUUGGACUACUGUUAGAGUCUGGCUUUAUCCCCUGGUCACAUAUUUACAACUCAAAGAGUAGUAAACAAUGUUGGCUUUACUCUAGUGCCACGUCUAAACAAUAUAGGUUACAUAUAGCAAAGCCACCUAUUGACUGUUCCCUGUGAAAUUGUACAGAAGCUCAGAUUAAGGUUAAAGGUUUUUCCUCCUAAAUGUCUCAUUCCUACCCUUGUUUGAUGUUUGGUCAAUAAAUAGAUGACAAUGCUUGUGAUGUGCCUUCUAAGCCUCCCAAGUGUGUGUUAUCACAGAAUGAACUCCUCUUAAGGGACUUAAGGAUAACUAAAACAAUACAAGACAGCUUCAUUUUAAAGAGGACUGAGUGUAAGAAGCACAGGUAAUCUCUAUGAAUGAGAUUAAUGGUCCCUGAUUGUAUCUUAGUUUUGGGACUAAAAACAUAGCUCUAAAAAUUCAUAAAAUCUGUUUCUGAAAACACCUUUUUUUUUUUUUUUUUUUUUUUUGAGACAGGGUCUUACUCUGUUAACUCAGUCUGGAGUAAAGGAUGCAAUCACGGCUCACUGUAGCCUGGACCUCCUGGGUUCAAGUGAUCCUUCCACCUCAGCCCACUGAGUAGCUGGCCUGCAGGCACAAGUCACCAUGCCUACCUAAGUUUUUGUAGAGACAGGGUUUUGCCAUUUUGCCCAGGCUGGUCUUGAACUCCCGGGGUCAAGUGAUCUGCCCACCUCAGCCUCCCAAAGUGCUUGGAUUACUGGCGUGAGCCACUGUGCCUGGCCUGAAACCACUGAUCUUAAGGCAAAAGCUUGCGUGCAUCUAAUUCAUUUUUUAAUAGUUUGUAAUUAAGGAUGUCCAGAGGAGGUGAUGUUUGCCAGGUCUACCACCAUAUAUUAUUCUAUAAAUUCUACCCAGUUUCUCAUAAUACUACAUCUGUUCCUACCCCUAAUAAGAGUGAUAUGAGGGUAAGAAAGGAAAGGCAGUCUUCUGCUUUUAAUUACCUUUAGUUCUGUAUGCCCUGCUUCACGCUGCAUACUUCAGAGAUGUUAAUUUUAAAAGGGAAACAAGUUAUGUGUGGUGUCUGUCUUGUUUACUAGCCUGAACUGAAGAUGGGGACUGUCUUGGUUGUUAAUCAUCAGCAUGUUAUGAUUUUUCAUAGUGUCUAGUUUUUACUGUGAGGGAUGGUUAAGGGAAUUGGACAUGGUUAACCUGAAAAAAAUUACUUGGAGAACUCAAUGAGUGUCAGAUAAAUAAAAGGCUGUGAGUGGAACCAUCAGUGGAACCAUCAGAAUAUUCUGUUUUUUAAGACCUUUUGUUUUGCAAAAGCAGCUUUUUCUUACCCUAACAAAGUAGUGCCAGAUUUGUGCAUUUGCCAAAACCAGUUUUAAAACCAGACAAAAUAUAUGUUGCCAUUAUUUUCAGGCAUAGAGCAACAAGCAACACUGGAUUGUGAUCCCUGAGAGAAGAAAAACACAAGAUGUUAAAUCCCACAGAUGGUCAUUGUGGGAUUCUACCUGGGGGUAUCUCCCAGCAUUACCGUGGGAGUUGAGCCCCAGGAGAGUCAGAGAGUGGCAACUCUGAUGCAACAGAGGUUAGGGUUACUAAAACAGCUGGAAUUUAUAAGAUAGAGUUCAAGAUUGGGAAGAGAGGCAGAAAUCUGCAUGAGACUUGGCAAGGGUACUGGGAUGUGCAUGUCCAGGAUAAGGAUCUGCAAAGUGUUAGCAAACGAUUACUUCCUCUAGGACUUAAGAGUUGAACAGUGACACCAGAAGUUAUACAGUACUUAGAAUCCUUGGAAUUGCAGCCUGAGUGGAGCAAUCUCAUUGAACACUUUCGUAUUUAGUUACUACUCAAGAAAUGCGACACCUUAGGAAUCAGUAGUAUACCCUAAACAAGGUUUGGCAAGUGUUUUCUUAAAGGGCUAUGACUUAGGCUUGUGAGCUAGGAUGUUUGUGGCUUCUCCAAAUUCAUAUAUUGAAACCUAAUCCCCAACGUGAUGGUAUUUGGAGGUGGGGCCUUUGGGUGAUGAUAUUAGAGUUUUAGUGCUCUCAUAAAAGAGACCCCAGAGAGUUCCCUUGCCCCUACUGACAUGUGAGGCCACAGUGAAAAGCUGUAAACCACAAAGCAGGCCUUCACAAGACACCAUAUAUGCUCAUGCCUUAAACUUGGACUUCCCAGCCUCCAGAACCAUGAGAAAUAAAUCUGUGUGACUGAUUGAUAAACACCCAGUCUUCUAAAUACUCCAUACUAGUCUCUGGUAUUUUGUUAUACCAUCCUGAAUGGACUAAGACACAUAGGGUCUAUGUUACAACUACUCAGCUCUGCUAUUAUAGCACAAAAGAAGCCAGAUAAUAUAUUAAUAUUAAACAAAUGGGCAUGGCUAUAUCCAAUAAAGCUUCAUUUACAAAAAUAGCCAGCCUAUGGACCACAUUUGACUAAGUUCAAACAGAAAUAAUCCUCUUUAACAAGAAAUAAAACAAUACCAUUUAAAGGAAGAUAACAUAAGCCAGAUGCCUUACAAGGUAUUAUUCACAAUGCCUACCAUUCAAUUAAAAAAUUACUAGCCAUACAAAGAGGCAGGAAAAUCUGACCCAUAAUCAAGGGAAAAAAAAAAAAAAGACCCAGCAUUUCUUAAUAGAAAUUAAUAAUAGAACUUUAAAGUAGCUAUUUAAGUAUACCCAAGAAAAUAAAGGAAAAACUAGUGAACAAAAAAAGAAUCUCAGAGAAAUGGAAAUUGUAAAAUAAAAAUGGAAAAUCAGUAACUGAAAUGUACAAGAUGUGAAAUGAAAAAUUCAUUGUGUGGACUACUGAAUGUUGGAAAAGAUAGGAUUAGUGAACUUGAACAUAAAUCUAUAGAUGUGUCCAAUCUGAAAAAUGGAGGGAAAAGAUUUAAAACAUAGAGCAGCCACUAAAGAGAUAAUGCAAGUAUGACUUAUGAGGAAAGGAAUUAGAUACGUUUAACCCAGAAGAAGACAGGAAAGGAAGAACAUUGGGGGUUGGGGAGGGACAAUUAGAAAACCAACAUAUGAAAAAGCCUUCCAUGUGAAAAAUUACCUGAAAGAAAAUGGACUAAAAAUAACAAUUGAAAGGCAGAGAUGAUCAGACUAGUUUAAAAAUCCAAACCACACAUACAUAGUCUUUUCAACGAGUGCUGGAACAAACAAAUCAUCCAUAUGCCAAAAAAAAAAAAAAAAAAAAAGCUGGACACAGUUCUUAAACCCUUCACAAAAUUAAUUUGAAAUGGAUCAUAGACCUAAAUAUAAAAUAGGACUCCUAGAAGAUAACAUAGGAGACAAUCCAGAUAACCUUGGGUUUGGCGACAACCUUUUAGAUUCAGUGCCAAAGGCAUGAUGUGUUAAAGAAAUAAUUGAUAAGUUGGACUUCACUAAAAAACUGCUCUGUUUAAGACAUGGUCAAGAAAAUGAGAAGACAAGCCACAGACUGGGAGAAAAUAUUGCAAAAGCAUAUUUGAUAAAAGAUUGUUAUCUAAAGUAUACAAAGAACUUUUAAAAGUCAACAAUACAAAUAUGAACAAGCUAAUUGAAAAAUGGGCAAAAGAUCUGGACAGACACCUCACGGAAGUCUUCUUACAUAUAGGUGGCACAUAAACGUAUGGAAAAGUGUUCAACAUCAUGUCAUUCAGGAAUUGUAAAUUUAAACAGUGAGAUAAUGGCAAAAGCAACAGAACUCUCAUUCACUGUUGGUGAGAAUGCAAAAUGGUACGGUUACCUUGGGAGGACAGUCUGGCAGUUUCUUAGAAAGUGAAACAUUCUUACUGUAUGAUCCAGCAGUUCUGCUUCUUGGUAUUUACCCAAUAAGUUGAACGCUUAAAUCCAUGCAAAAAUCUGCAUAUGGAUGUCUGUAGCAGCUUUAUUCAUAACUUUGAAAACUUAGAAGCAAGCAAGAUGUCCUUCUUGGUGAAUGGGUAAACUGUGGCACAUCUAAACAAUGGAACAUAUUCAGCAUUAAAAAUAAAUGAGUUAGGCUGGGCAUAGUCACGCCUACAAUCCCAGCACUUUGGGAGGCUGAGGCGAGUAUCAUUUGAGCCCAGGAGUUCAAGACCAGCCUAGGCAACAUAGCAAGACCCCGUCUCUACAAAAAAAUUAAAUAUGAAAAAAAUUAGCCAGGCAUGGUGGUGCACACCUACAGUUUUAACUACUCAGGAAGCCGAGGUCACUUGGGCCCAGGAGUUGGAAUUGAAGGUUGUGGUAAGUUAAGAUUGAUUGCACCACUGCACUCCAGCCUGGGUGACUGAGCAAGACCCCACCUCAAAAAAUAAUAAUCCAGCCAUGGGAAGAAAAGGAGGAACCUCAAAUACUUAUUACUAAGUUAAGCCAAUCUGAAAGGGGUACAUGCUGUAUGAUUACAACUAUAUGACAUUCUAGAAAUGGCAAGACUCUGGAGACAGUAAAAAGACCAGUGGUUGCCAAGGGUUAUGGAAGAGGCUGAGAUGAAUAGGUGGAACAGACAAUUUUUAAGGCAAUGAAACUAUUCUAUAUGAUACUAAUAAUGGAUUUCUGUCAUACAUUUGUCAAAAACCAUAGGUUGUACAACACCAGGAAUGAACCCUAAAAUAACGUGGAUUUCAGGUGAUUGCGAUGUGUCUAGUGGGAGAUGCUGCGUGUGUGUGUGUGUGUGUGUGUGUGUGUGUGUGUGUGUGUGUAUACACAGGAUACGUGGGAACACUACUUCCUGCUCCAUUUUUCUGUUAACUUAAAACUGCUCUGAAAAACAGUCUAUUAUUUUUUUAAAAAAUACACCCACUAUAUGCUAUCUAUAAAAGAUACACAACUUAAAACUGACAAACCCACAAGCAUAGCUGGAGACUUAAAACAUUACUAGAAUAGUCAAAGAAAAAAUACGUGUUCUGAACAACAUUAUGCUCCAACUUGAGUUGAUAUUCACAGAACACUACACCCAACAACUAUUACAUAUUCUUAUCAAGUGCAUAUGGAACAUUCACCAAGAUAGACUAUUGGUAGUCUCAGCAGAUUUCAAAGGCUUAAAACAUUACACAGUACAAUUUCUAACCACCCCAGAGAGUAAAAUAUCUAGAAAAGCCUCAUAUAUUUGGAAACUAAACAUAUUUCUAAAUAACCCAUGGGACAAAGAAGAAAAUCACAGGAGAAAUUAAAAUAUAGUUUCAACUAAACAAAAGCCAAAACAUCAAAAUUUUGAAAUGCAUUAGUUUUAGAGCUUAGAAGGAAAUUUAUAUACUUAAAUGCUUAUAAUAGAAAAGAAGAAAAGUUUAAAUCAGUGAUAUAAGCUUUCACCUUAAGCUAAAAAAAGAAAAGCAAAUUAAACCCAAAAUAAGUAGACAGAAGUAGGUAAGAACAGAAAUCAGUGAAGCAUACGAUAGAGACAACAGAAUGAAUGCUGGUUCUUUAAAAAGAUCUAAUAGAUACAUCUCUAUACAGACUGAUCAAGAAAAGUCACAUAUUAAGAUGUGUAAUGGGCAUUAUGACAUCUAUAUACGUUUAAAAGGCAAACAGGAAUAAUAUAAACAAUUUUAUGCCAAUAUCAAAUUACCAAAAUUGGCACAAGAAAAAAAUGAUAGCCCUACAUCAAUUAAAGAAAUUGUAAAUCUUUCCAAAAAGAAACCUCCAGGCCCUAAUGGCUACACUAGAGAACUCUUACCAAGGCCAUUACGAGGAAGUAAUACCAGUCUUAUCUAAACUCUUCAGAAAAGAGAGAAAGAGGAAAGAAAGAUUUCCCGAAUUAUUCUAUAUGAGGCCAGUAUUACCAAGAAGACAAAACUCCACAGGCCAAUAUCCCUCAUGAACAUAGACCCAGAAGUUGGCAAAUUGAAUCUAACGUGUAAAAUGGAUAAAACAUGAUGACUGAGUGGAUUUAUACCAGAAAUUCAAGGAUAUUCCAAAGACAAUAGAUAUAAUUCACUAUAUUAACAUAAAAAAAAUCAGAUGAUCACCUCAGUAGAAACAGAAAAAAAAUUUUGAUAAAAUACCAUUUUUUAUUUUUAAAAUCCCAGCAAAGUAUUAAUAGGAAGGCCUUCCUCAAAAGUAAUGUUAGUGGUGAAAGACAACACUUUUUCCCUAUGACAGGAGCAAGGCAGCAAUAGUCAUUCUCAUGAUUUCUGUUUGAUAUUUUACCGGAAGUCCCACUGAGUAUGAGGAAGGGAAGACAUACAAAGCAUAAAGAUUGAGAGAAGGAGAAAACUGCCAUUAUUUGCAGAUGACAAAAUUGUAUAGAGAAAAUUUUAAAGAUUAUAUGGCCUCCCCCCAAAAAAAAUUUACUGGAAUAAUUGUAGCAAGGUCUUAACAUAUAAAAGUGACAUAUAAAAAGUAAUUUCUACAAACUUAGCAGAAGAUGAAAUUAAUGCCAUUUGCAAUAGCAUCAAAAACAUGAACACUUAGGGAUAAAUUUAACAAAGCAUAUGAAGGAAAACUGCAUUUUGUAUUGUGUACGUUGUACGUGAAAAAUACAAAAUGUUACUGAGAAAAAGUAAAGAACCUAAACAAACAGACAAAUGCUGUUCAUGAUCUGAAAGACAAUAUUCUUAGUCCUCCCCAAAUUAACAUGUAUAUUCGGCAAAAUUCCAGCAGGCUUUUCUGUAGACAUUGACAAAUGGAUUCUAAAAGUCCAGUCAAAAUCCCAGCAGGAUUUGUUUUAUAUAUAUAGAUAUAUAGAUACACACACACACACACACACACACACACACACACACACAGAUUCUGAAUUAUACAUGGAAACACAAACUAGAAUGGCCAAAACAAUUUUGAGAAAGAACAAUAAUUUGGAGUACUCCUAUUAUCUAAUGUUAAGAAUGACUAUAAAGCUACAGUAAUUAGUGCUAUAUUGACAAAAGGCUAGCCACAAACCUAUGAAACAGAAACAAGUCCAGAGAUACACCCAUAAAAAUAUGGUAAACUGAUACUUGACAUGUCCAAAAACAAUGAAUGCAAAAAGGAUAAUCUUUUCAACAAAUGGGAUUGGAACAAUUGGACAUUCACAUACUCUCCCCCCACCAAAAUCUACUUAUACCUUAUACUUUAUAGAAAAAUUAACUCAAAAGGGAUCAUAGUUUUAAAUGUAAAAUGUAAAACUAUAAAACAAGAAGACAAAACAUUUGCGAUCUUGGGUUAGGAAAAGAGUUCUUAGAUGUGAUACCAAAAGCAUGAACCAUGAAAGAAAAAAACUGGUAAACUAGACUGAAUCAAAAUGAAAAAGAUUUGCUCUGGAAAAAAAAACACAGUUAAAAGAUUGAAAAAAAAACAGCAAAUAUAAAAAAUAUUUGCAAGUCAUCAUCUAGCCAAUAAAUGACUUGAAUCCAGAAUAUAUAAGUAUCAAAACUCAAUAGCAAGACAACAACCCAGUUUAGAAAACGAGAUUUGAAAGAUUUAGGCAGUUCACUUGGUACCACCUAUAGAUAGCAAAUAUAAGUACAUGAAAGAUGCUCAAUAUCAUUAGCCAUUAGGGAAAUGCAAAUUACAGCCAUGAUAAGAAACCACUAUGUAGCUGUUAGAAUGGGUAAAAAUAAUACCAAGUGCUGGUGCAUAUACAGAGCAACUGCACUCUCAUACAUUGCUGGUGGGAAUGCAAAAUGACAUGGCCUCUGGAAAAGUUUGGCAGUUUCUCACAAAGUUGGAAUAACCACAUAGAAGACCCAGCAAUCCCACUCCUAGAAAUUUACCCUAGAUACAUGAAAAUUUGUGUUCACAUAAAAAAAUUGUAUGCUGGCUGGGGACGGUGGCGCAUGCCUGUAAUCCCAGUAUUUUGGGAGGCCUUGGUGGGUAGAUCACCUGAGGUCAGGAGUUUGAGACCAGCCUGGCCAACAUGGUGAAACUCUGUCUCUACUGAAAAUACAAGAAAGUUAGCAGGGCAUAGUGGUGCACACCUGUAGUCCCAGCUGCUUGGGAGGCUGAGGCAUGAGAAUCACCUGAAUCCAGGAGGCAGAACAGAGGUUGCAGUGAGCUGAGAUCACGCAACUGCACUCCAGCCUGGGUGACAGAGUGAGACUCCAUCUCAAAAAAUAAAGAAAAAAAAUUGUAUGCAAAUGUCUGUCACAGCUUUAUAAUUGCCAAAAGUUGACAACAAAGAUGUUAAUGUACACCAAUAUGGAUGACUCAAAGGCAUGCUGAUUGAACAAGCUAGUCUCAAAAGGUUACUUAUUUAUAUGACAUUCUGGAAAAAGGCAAAACUAUAGGGACAGAUGAUAGAUUAGUGGUUGACAGGAGGUUGGGGGUAGACUGUGACCAAAAGGGCAGCAGGAGGGACCUUUUUUGGAGUGAUGUAACUAUUCUUUAUCCCGAUUGUGGUGGUGGCUGUAACAAAUCUAAACAUGCGUUAAAAUUCAUAGACUUGUUCACCAAAAUGAAGUCAGCUUUACUGUAUGUUAAAAAUUUUAAAAAGGUAUUUUUUAAAACCACAAUAUAAUUACCCACACUAAGAUUGCUAAAAUUUAAAAAACCCCAGUGCUUAGUGUUGGUGAGGACAUGCAACGCAUAUAUUGCUGGAAGGAAUGUAAAAUGGUACAACCAUUUUAAAGAAUUCCUUGGCUGUUUCUUAAAAAGUUAACCACACACUUACCCUGUGAACCAGCCAUUUCAUUUCUAGAUAUUUAUCUAAGACAAAUGGAAACACAGGUAUUUUAAAAAUCUGUAUACCAAUAUCCAUAGCCUCUUUAUUCACAAUAGUCAAAGCUGGAAACAACCCAAAUGUCCAUCAGUAGGCAAAUCAAAUGGAUAAACAAAUUAGGGAUAUCCUCAAAAUGGAAUAUAACUUGACAAUUAAAAAAGGAUGAACUAUUGGUAUGUCAAACCACAUGGAUGAAUCUCAGACAUGUUGAGCCAGAUAAAAAAGAUGGAUCAUAUUUAUAUGAAUUUCAAGAUUGGACAAUAGUGACCCUAUGAAUAGAAAUCAUAGUAGUGAUUCCCUUUGGGUGGGAAGAAGUAAGGACUGUUUGGAAGAGGCCCUGAAAUAACUUUCUAGGCUAUUAAAAAAUUCUAUAUCUUAAUUGGUAUGUUAGUUACAUGAGGUAUAUGUUAAAACAUGUUAGAUUGUACCUUUAACAUCUGUUUACUGUAUUUCACUGUAAUUUUUACUUUAAUAAGAUAUAAGAACAGUUUUUGAGAACAUUCUGGGGCACCUAAAUCCAGGGGACUGAUGUAUUUUAUCUGAAAAAGACCGCCUAUGGGCAGCAUCCAGAGCGGACCAGCUCCCUGUGCUGGAGGACUCCAGUGUGAGGCCUGCUGCUUCCUUUCUACAUUGGCCUGAAACCAGCCCAACUCAGUGGUCAUAAUCUUCUGGGCCUACCGAAGAGCAAAAGCCUACUUCUAGUUCUUCCAGUUGCCAGUUCAAGGGCUUUAUCUGUCACUUCCUUUGGGAACAGGUAGAGUGCUUUGAUUUAGAAUGAUGGCAAUAAAUGAGAAACCAAUUUGAAAUUGGA